ACACACACACACACACACACACACACACACAAUGGAUCCCACUCUCUCAGCAUCAGCAUUAUUUGGCUUUAUGUGAUUUAACUGCCAUGGUUUGUUGGCAGUUUUAAUGAGCUUGGUUUAUGUCAGGGUUGAAGUUACCUUUACUGGAACUUGGGCCACGUGUCUGUCAUCUCCGCUGAGAUCAAAUAACACUUCUUUACACUCACGCUAAUGAUAAUGUUGUAAUAAACUGACACUGAAAGUGAACUGUUCUCACACCCAUUGUCAAAACACAUUACUGUUUGUCUUGCAGAUUUACAGUGGAAACAUUACUCAAUGGAUAAGAAGAUAUGAUCUCAAAGGAUCGGUGACAAAAAAAUACUUUGUUAAAGCACAUUAGAUCUUGAGAUACAUUUCCUGUCAAGGGCCACCUGCAAUAUAAAUCAAACAAAGAAAAAGCUUUACAGUUUCUCCAAAAAGCAAUAGAUACUGUAUACAUUUUGGGAAAUGGCUGGCUUGCCUUCUUACUAAUUGUAAGAUCAAUACCGAUAUCAAUAUCAAUACACAGUAAGCUUUCUGAAUGUUUUCUCAUCUGUCUGAACUUUAUGCUAAGCUAAGCUAACCAGCUGCUGAUUAAAACUUCAUAUUCAGCCAUACAGUACAGACAUCUGAGUGGUAUACAGUAUAUCUUCUCUUCAGACUUUUGGCAGGAAAGCAAAUAAUUGCAUUUUCCAAAGCUAUUUCUACAAGACCAUAACAUGAGUGUACCUUUAAUUUAAAUUGAUGCAGCACGCAAUUUAAAUGACUGAAACUGUCAUCCAUAAGAAAUUAUGCAGACUUCUGUUAGGCCAGAAAAUGUAAUUGACUGAAGACACAUAACAGUCUGUUCUCUCCCAUCUCAAAUGAAUCCAUUUCCAUCUCUUCACAGGAGCAGAUUUUGGUGCAAAAUGUCCCAUCCCCUGACAUUUUCCACAGCAGUGGCAAGUUUCUAGCAUCAACUGCUGAGGCCAGCCCGCACACCUGUGAGCCCUGUGGGACCUGCUGCCAGCAGAUGGCAGAGUCACAGACUACCGAGGGCAGGAACGUCUGCUUCCCCCAGCGAGAGAGAAACACAUUCAGAUCGAGGACUGCAGUCGUGAACAGGAGGCACAGCACUGAUGGGACCCUUGAAGGCCAUGAUGACUCUGACCGUUUCCAUCCUUACCAUCGACAGUUCAGUGAUGGAGCAGUGCCGGCUGCAGGUGGCCUCCCACAGUGCUUGUCCUCUUUCAGCUGCCUGCAGGAGGUGUGCAGCACUGACCCUCAUUCACACAGCUCAAGCAGUGAGGCUCCAACAUCCUGGGAUCAACAUGACGACAGCGUGCAGAGUUCAUACCCAGAACUAUCAACUUUUCCUGUAGAGCCCUCCUGCUUCCUGUCUCAGAGUUACCCAUCCUACACCUCAUCGAUCCCUCUGCAGCAGGUGUCACAAAUAAUGAGUGAGGAUAGUGCCGCCUUAUUUGUUUCAAAAGCAGUGGACAGUGCGCAUGACUCAGCCAACGCAAAUGUCUCUAGACUGUACCACAACAACGAUCAGUUCCACAUCUCAAAAUAUUCUCUCCAAAGUCUCUCAACUCAAUCACACCAGGAGAGAAACACACAGUCCCUCUUCCCCAAGCCCAUUUACUCAUACAGCAUCUUGAUCUUCCUGGCUCUGAAGAACAGUAAAACAGGGAGCCUGCCAGUCAGUGAGAUCUACAGCUUCAUGACUGAACACUUCCCUUAUUUCAAGUCAGCUCCUGAUGGAUGGAAGAACUCUGUGCGUCACAACCUCUCUCUCAACAAAUGUUUUGAGAAGGUGGAGAACAAGAAUGGGAACUCGUCCCGUAAAGGCUGUCUUUGGGCUCUCAAUCAAGCCAAGGUGGAGAAAAUGCAGGAGGAGCUGCACAAAUGGCGUCGCAAGGACCCUGUCACAGUUCGCAGGAGCAUGGCAAAACCAGACCUUGAUCGUCUCCUGGGAGAGAGGCCUGAUAAGUUCAGGACUUUGCCCCCUUACACCAACCCAGCUGUGAUAUCCAGAGUGGCCCCUCUUUACGGCAACACCUCGUCAUCCUGCUCCCCAGCCCAGCUGCUGCCGUCCUGCCUUCCCAGUCGGCGCCUACAGUAUUUGCAUGUUCAGCCUCAGCAGCACUGCUACCCUCCUAACGCUCACCCCAGCAAUUCAUUUUCCCUGUACUCACCCUGUGGGCAGCAGCCUGCAGCUGGUUUCCUAUCAGUCAAUGGGAGCUUGCACUCCCCCAUGGCUGGUAAGUUGCCCCCUGUUUACAGCGGCGCCCUGCAGGCUGAGUACAGCCCCAGGAGCAUGCAGGACUUGCUGGUGGAGGGAGACGCCAGUUAUGACAUUGACACGCUCAAUCCAAGUCUGACUGACCUGCAGCUGCAAGGCUACCUGUGGGAGGAGUUACAGGAGGACAGCCAGGUGCCCGACCCACAGGUGACCACCACCACCUCGAACAUCCAGACCAGCUGCCUUCAGGCCACGUCUCCUGUCGGUCAGGUCUCAGAGUUGACUGCUGUCGCUCGGCGAAAAGCAGAGUUUGAGGAUGGAAACACGGGAAGAAGCUUUGAUGCUUAUUUGAAUGGACUGCAUCCUGCGGGUUAUUCAGGGGUGGAGAGCCUGGCUGGGUAUCUGACCUCCUGCACUGCCUCCAUAUCCUAAUGUAAAGACUGUUUGGGCUCUUUCACACUUUCUGACCACUAUAUUAACCUUUAAUGAGUAAAAGUGUCAUAAACAGAUUAGGUUAUUUAACCCACCUCUGUUUUCCAAUGCAUGACUGUGGAGGAAAUAGGUAUGUUUUUCUGUUGUGUCUUUUUCAUACACAUUUUUUUUUCUCCAUUUAUUUAUUUGAAAGAGCUUCUCUCAUGGUGAGUUUCUAAAUGUUGAAAAGGUAUUAUAAAAGGGAAAAAAUUGAAAGAAAACAGAUGAGAUAUUUCAAAUUCAAGCUCUGUAAACUGCUUUAAUUUCAAUUUAUACUGUCACAUUUAUUUACAUCUUUUUUAAACAUGUUUUAUUCUAACAUUUCUUCAUUUCUGUUGUUAUUAUUGUUUAUUUUUGUUUAUUAUUAUUAUUAUUGUUAUUAUUAUCCUUGUUUGAAUUCAUCUGUCCUAUGCUGUGUUUUACCCUUGUUGCUGUUGCUGCUAUUUUCCUUUCGGGAAUCAACAAAGGUUUAUAUUAUCUUAUCUUAUCUUAUCCUAUUUACCUGUUGCAGACUGUAUUCUACAUUGUUUUUAAAAAGUCACAUCAUCGUUCUUUAAUUAAUUUACUUACGUAUCAUUAUCAUUAAUGAAUUGUUAUAUCCAAUUGUUUAAAGUUAAUCACAUUAUUGAUGAGUUAAAAGUAUAAAAUGUUAUUUUCUGCUCCCAGUGGUUUCUCAAUCAAAACAGAGUUUCUGGCGUCGUACAGUAACACAGGGUCAUGGGAAUUCAUCUUAGCAGUCAGCUUCUCCAGGUUGAAUUACUGCAUUGUGCAGCAUUUAGGAUUUUUUUCUAAGGAGGCGUAUUAACCCCAAAGUCGGUUCUUCUCCAAGACAAACUCACACAAAUUGUUGGAGGAUGUUAUCUGAUUAAACAGCUUACACUGAACUUGCUGCAACCUGUAACAAAUCACCAGUUUCCUGGAUUAUCCUACUGUGUUAUGUGAACUGAUUAAAACCCUUUUAAUGUUUUGAUAA
This is a messenger RNA of Eleginops maclovinus (Patagonian blennie), 3689 nucleotides long. RefSeq names its product forkhead box N1 (gene foxn1). The coding region runs from base 1031 to 2677 and encodes 548 amino acids. The transcript has 9 exons. Gene Ontology annotation, molecular function: DNA-binding transcription factor activity, RNA polymerase II-specific; transcription cis-regulatory region binding. Gene Ontology annotation, biological process: regulation of transcription by RNA polymerase II. NCBI's taxonomy places the organism in Eukaryota, Metazoa, Chordata, Actinopteri, Perciformes, Eleginopidae. The record is from RefSeq and is a predicted model, not a curated record.